Messenger RNA from Penicillium argentinense, 1236 nucleotides. Its product is annotated as integrase zinc binding domain-containing protein. The coding region runs from base 1 to 1236 and encodes 411 amino acids. Lineage: Eukaryota; Fungi; Ascomycota; Eurotiomycetes; Eurotiales; Aspergillaceae. The record is from RefSeq and is a predicted model, not a curated record. The transcript is spliced from 5 exons.
AUGAGCAAUUUUGCAAGACGCAAUGACGGCAACGACAGUUAUCUGAUGAAUCAACAAAUGACGGUUCCUGGUACCUAUAGUCACCAAGACGGCCACGAGUUCAAUACUGCUGGUUCUGGCUCGUACCAUUUUCCGCAGCACUCCUUCAACCCAUAUGGGUCUCAGUUUGGGGGUCCUCCCUAUGGGCAGCAGUCAAGCAUGAGCCAAGGCAUGCCGCAUUUACAGUAUGCUGACCACACCAUUCCAUCGAUGUCUACCUCGGAUGAUAUGAGACUCCAUCAUCCAUCCUCGCAGUAUAUCACGCAAUCCAGGUAUCUGCAAUCAUCUCGCUACCCGUCUCUUCGUGAGCCAUACGAAGUAGACAUCGAAAGUCAGGAGUCCUGCAACGAGGGCUCCAAGCUAUCAGAGCCAGUACUGCCUACUCCUGAUGGCUUCCCAGAUGUGAAAGAGUUUGAUCAACUCAUGCAGAGCUACGUUGAUGACCUUUCGAUCAAGAAGCAAGACAAGGCCUUGAUCCACGCGUCAAGGGCACGUAACAUUCGAACUGUUCUGAAUGACCCAAAGGACACUGCAGUCGAAUCUGCUCAAUUUCGAUUCUGGGUCAAAAAGAUGUUCAAGCUCCAGCCAGUCGGCGUAGGGACGGCAGAAUGCCGCAAGAUGAUCUGCCAUGAGGGCAAGCCCGUCGCGAUCCGUGAGAAACUAUUCAAAAUCCUCACAAAGGCACACCAACAGUGCCAACACGGUGGCCGAGAUAAGACCUCUGCCCAGGUCCGACGCAUUUAUUCAUGGGUGCCGAAGGAAUUGAUAUCUCGUUUCGUGAAGAUCUGCCCGACGUGUCAGGUUCGCCGAGGAGGAUCUCGAUUGACGCCACCGAACUCUCGUCGGAGCUCCCCACGGCUUGAAAUGGUUCCUCGAUCUCCAAAGCUUCCGUCACCACCCAUAUCCCGACGCGAGUCUACUUUUGGGGGACAGGUUGCCAUGGAUCGGGCGCAGUCGGACUACUUCAAUCAGAUACAUGGCCACGGUGGAUGGAUGGAUGGCCAUCAAAACAUGCAAGGCCGUCCUGCUCUAGGCACAGGAGUCCGCUCCUAUCAUGGUCCGAUGGGCAAUCUUUCACAUUCGAUCGCAGGCACUUUGGACCCCUUCUCUGCCGAUCUCUCAGUGCCACCGUCCCAGCUUAGCUAUACGACGGGAUACGUUCCUACCCACGGUACGCACACGCAGCGAGAUUUCUAG